AUGUUUAUAUGUUGUAAGAGCAACAAGAAGCCAAAAGUUGUAUAAACUUAAACAUAAAUACCUCCUUUAUAAGCUCAAACUAAAUAAUCAAAAUAUCAAAUAAGAACCUCUAAUGAUUAAGAUCAACAUUCAACUAAUUUAACCAACAUGGAAGGAACAAACGAUAAGAUUAAUUUGAGUUUAUAAGAAAUUGAGAAGUUCAUUUAAUAUGACAAGAAAACUUUAGAGCAAGAAAGGGAAUUAGUUACAAAAUUAAUUGAAUUACCUGAAAAGACUCAUUUAAUUGAAUUUAACUGGGCCAUUGCAUAUACUAAUUAUAUCAAAGAAGUAGGAUUACAUCCUGGAGAGAUUACAAAUAAAAUCCUUUAUGAUAAAUACAAAGGGAAAGAAGAAUUAGUAUUAGAUAAAGAUUACGUAUUAGUAAAUGAUUAGGUUUGGAAUGUGUUAAUAAAUAUCUAUAAAGGAGGACCUAUGAUUACAAUAUAUGAUUUAGAUAGAAAAAGUGAAAAUAAUAUCUUAGAUUAGUCACUUAAAGUAUUUGCUUCACCAUCAAUGAAUGAUCUUGAUAAAAAAUAAGGCAAAAUUAGAAAUAUAAAAUAAAUGCCAAUAAAAGAAUUAUAAAUAGUUGGAUUAGAGAAUGAAAUCUACUUUUGUUAUUUGAAUAGUGUAUUAUAAUGUUUAAUGGGUAUUCCUUAAUUAAAUUACCAUUUCCUAUAUACUUAUUAAUCUGAAUAUAAAUUAUUUAGUUAUGCUUAUGCAUUACUUUUAAGAAAAGCUUCUAAAGUACAUUAUAAAGCUCGUAUAGUAGCUAAGGAAUUAAUAAAAGUAUUACAAAAACAUUUCUCAAUAUAUGAAAUGCAUGAUAGUUCUGAAUUAUUACUCUUUAUUUUAGAUAAAUUUAAAGAAGAAUUAUUUAUAAAUAAUGCACCUUAAUUAAAUUAACCUUAAUAAUUUAAGUAAUCUCUUACAUUUAUUGAUGAAUUAUUUCAUGGAUAACUUACUUCAUUCAUUAAAUGUUCAAAUUGUGAUAAAAUUAGUUAGCAUUAAGAUCCAUUUUAUGAUUUAAGUCUACCACUUGUAGGUAAAAAUUUUAUGUAGAGAAAAUUAUCAAUAUAAGAAUGUUUAAGUAAUUAUUUUAAAGAAGAAAUGAUUGAAGGUGGAUGGACUUGUUCUUUUUGCAAUUAAAAAUUUAGAAGUAUAAAACGGCGUGUUAAAAUUACAUUUACACCAAAUAUUUUAGUUUUAUAAUUAAAAAGAUUUCAAAGUUAUCCAUUAAAGAAAAAAAUAAAAGAACCAGUCAAUGCUGAUAUGGAAUUGAAUAUUAAAAAGUAAAAUAUUAUAUUUAUAUAUAUAUAGUUUUUGUGUACCAGAAAUAAUUGAUACUAAAUAUGAAUUACAAGCUAUGAUUGUGCAUUCAGGAACUAUCGAUUAAGGUCAUUAUGUAGCUGUAGUCAAGCGUAAUCAAAAUGUAUGUUUAUCUUAAUGAUUUGUGAAGUUUUAUCUCUUCAAUGAUGAUGAAAUUGAGCGUCUCUCCCUUAACCAAAUCAAUCGAAUUGAUUCUGCUUAUCUAUUCAUGUAUCGUAGAAAAAGUGAUUGA
This is a messenger RNA of Paramecium primaurelia, 1597 nucleotides long. The record is from the annotation of a GenBank genome assembly. NCBI's taxonomy places the organism in Eukaryota, Ciliophora, Oligohymenophorea, Peniculida, Parameciidae.